AUAAAGCAUAAAGCUGCAGCCAUGAUGGAUGGAAUCGAUGACAGCCCUGACCUCUUGGCAGAGGAUCAGGAAAACAAGAGCCGUUCAGAUACGGUUGACCUUACUGAUACAUCUUUGCUGGUGGACAUUUCUGAUGCCCUCAGCGAAAGGGAAAAGGUCAAGUUUACGGUCCACACAAAGACCACCCUACAGCACUUCAAAAACUCUGAGAUGUCUGUCGUGAGACAACAUGAGGAAUUUGUGUGGCUACAUGACCGCUUUGUCGAGAAUGAGGAAUAUGCAGGCAUAAUCAUACCCCCUGCACCGCCAAAACCGGACUUCGAUGCCUCUCGAGAGAAACUUCAAAGACUUGGAGAAGGAGAGGGAACGAUGACAAAGGAAGAAUUCACAAAAAUGAAGCAAGAGCUUGAAGCAGAGUAUCUGGCAACCUUCAAAAAGACCGUUGCCAUGCACGAGGUGUUCCUGCAGAGGCUGGCGGCUCAUCCCGUCCUCAGGCACGAUGUCAACUUUGAAGUCUUCCUUGAGUUCAGUGGAGAUAUGAGUGUGAGAGGCAAAAACAAAAAGGAAAAGCUUGGAGGAUUCUUCAAAAGCAUUACCAAGUCUGCAGAUGAAGUCAUGAUCUCUGGACAAAAGGAUGUGGAUGAAUUCUUUGAGUCUGAGAGAGUUUUUCUGGUGGAGUACCACAACAAGAUCAAGGAUGCUACAGGGAAGUCAGACAGAAUGACCAAAGUCCACAAGAAUGUGGCUGACUCAUACAUCCAGAUUUCAACUGGACUGGUUCAACUAGCAACUAUUGAAAAUACUGAACUUGACAGAGUAUUCAGCAAAGUUGCAGAAGCCCUUGAGAAAGCUAGGAAACUGGAAGGCAGAGUGGCCUCUGAUGAAGACUUGAAGCUGAGUGACACGUUGAGGUACUACAUGAGAGACUCUGUUGCAGCCAAAGAUUUACUGUACCGCCGGAUGAGGUCGCUGGUGGACUACGAGAACGCCAACAAAGCUUUGGAGAAGGCGAGGACGAAGAACAAGGAAGUUGCUGCGGCGGAGAAGUGUCAAGAAAAUUGCUGCAAGAAAUUUGAAAGAAUAUCUGAAGUGGCCAAAAAAGAAAUUCAAGAGUUCAAGACCAGGAGAAUAGCAUACUUUAGAAAACAUCUAGUGGAAGUUGUUGAGUUGGAAAUGAAACAUGCAAAAGCUCAAGUGCAGUUACUUAAGAAUUGUAUCACAGCCUUGCAAGAAAAGGAAGACUAAAGAAGUCAAAUCUGUGAGAAAGAACUGCUUGUUUUCUGGACUGAGCCAUUGAUUGAUGUGAGAUAUUGGAAUCAAUGUUGCUAGAAGAAUAGAACAACUGUGUCUGUUAUCGCCAGCAGUUGCUUCUCGUUGUCCAGCACUCCAGCCAGGGAAUCAAAAGGACCACUCAGUUUGAAUGGAGCGAAGUUUUGAAUUUAGUGUGAUGUAUAAAUCGUUUGUGAAAUUGCAAAACAUGUAGUUCAAGUUCUAAUUUUCCAGGAAACACAUAAGUCUUAGGCUUCUGGUAUCGUUUCGUGUUGUACAUUAGGUUCUAGAAAUUUGGUUCGGUUUUGAGUACGAACAGAGCAUCUCUGUUAUUGCUUUUGUAGUUGAAAGUUAGUGGAUGAAGGCACUUACAAAAAAGCGUGGGCCAGUACUUCUUGAACUUACAGUUUUGCUUAUUUCACUAACAAUAUCAAAGCCUUUUUGCGUUGUUAUGUGAAUAUGCGUUUAUAUGUGUUUUUGAUAAAUAAUGAAUACAUCGCUUUGUAGGUGUAUGUUUUAAAAUUAAUGAAAUUACUGCAAUGUGAUAGACCUGUUGAAUUGAUUUUGAAGGUUUUUCUCUUUCUUUUUUUUUCUUAUAGCAAUCUUGUUGUGAGUGAUAGUACUUGAACUUAGGGGGAAUUUGUAAGGUUUUCAUAUCUGCACUCGAAUAAGGUAUAUAAGUGUACGCAUAAAAAACUGAAAUUAUAGUUCCUGUUGUAAAAGUCAUAAUGACUUUCUUUCUCUAACAGCAGUGUUUUUUAUGUUUGUGAGAUAGUUGUAACAUUUUCAAGGCUUUUCCACCGCUUGGCUCUGACCUGUGAAAGAUGGAUGUUGAGUUUGGAGGUCUUGCCUUUUAGAUAACCUUUGUAGUGUUAUAUAUAGCAUUCUAUACUAGUUUUGACUGAACUGCUAAUUCAUGGUUACAUCUGUUCUAAAUAUAAUGAUUAUAAAACCUUUUAAGAUAUCUCUCAACAGCUCAUUUAGUUGGUCUACAUCUUUAUGAGUUUGUUCAACUUACCAGUGUUGAGUUCCCUACUUUAAAUACAGUUUGUGCUAGGAGAGAUUACGGAUGAAGCAGUGGUUUUGUGCAGGUUGAAAUAAAGCGAAUUGCAACAGUAUUGAACUUUUGGUGCUAGGAGAAAGCACAACAACAAAUAAAGAUUAAAGGUGGGUUCGAAAGAGGUUUGAUGAGAAGCAUUAUCUGAUCACCAAGGGAAAAUGAAUGUUUACAACAGAUUGGAUGCGUGUGCUAGUUCAGACUACAUAGGAUAUCAUGCAGAUGGGGUCGGGUAAAAUAUAUUUUUGUUUGCACAUGGCGUGAUUUAGGGCGUACAUGUUGGUAUAAUGCAUUUUGUGAUGGUUUGAAACAGGACCAAAGAUAUGUCGACAGUCUCGCUAUGGUUUGCUCUAUUCUAUCUCUCUGGAAUAAUGAAACGGUGUUGUUGAUUUUUUUCUCUUGCCAUCAAUUUCAGCUUGCACCAAGUAAAAGUAUGGUGUUGAUGAAAGACAUCUGUGACAAAGAGGUUUUUAAAAUGUGAUGUAGUAUAUUUGUACCGCAUGAAAGUCUGCUAAGUGAUGGGCUUUGAAUUUGGUUGCUGAAAACAUUGCACAAACUACUAAUGUACAUGAAAUUUUGUAUAUUACUAUUGCUGACUAUUGUUAUCAUGCCUUGAGAAUUGGGACUGUAUGAUAGAACCUGCUUGGGGUUGUUUGGUUUUUUUUCAUGACUGAUUGUCGUUUGUGGAAAUAGCAAAAAAUGAAUGCCACUUUUUUGGGGUUUUUUUCAUUGAUGAACCCCCCUGUCCUGUAUGGUUUCUAUUCUUAUUCUGUUGUAUUCAUUCUAGGGGCAGACAGCCCUGCAGACAACAGCAGAGAGUGUUGGCCUUUCACACAGCAAUGUGCCAUCCCUGUGUUUGCGUGUCUCUGUCGCAGGCCUUUGACACCACUUUAUUUUUGUCUUGCAUAAAGUAUAAAAAGUUAAUGACUUCUUGUUCCCUUGAUUUUUUAAUAUUUCUUGAGUAAAACGGAAUGUUUACUUUGUUUUAAGUCUGGUCUGUUGGUUCUUUCGUUUAAAUAGGUGUUCAGAAAUGGAAUUUAUUACAUUUUAUGAUACACUUAUUGUUUAAGUCUGAGUAUGAAAAUGUUGCUGAGACAGCACAUUUGGUCUUAAGAUACAUGAAUGUUUUCAAUUUUGUAAUCCCUGUGUUGUUCAAAGUUGCACAACUUGUCAGAAAUGGUAAGUCCUGCUCUCAUGUGCUGAGUAUCAGUUUACUAACUUGUAAAGAAUAUAUAAGAAAAAAGUUAUUAAGUUAAAGAAGAUUACAUAAACAUGACUGGUCAUUUUGUGUGUGUGUGUGGAGUUGGGGGGGACAAAAAAAAAUUAUAAAGUGAUAGUUAAUGCCAGAAAAGAAUACUAACAUGGUAAAACAGAAAUAGAAUGUAUUGGUGGCUCCAACCAUCCACCGGCAGGUUGGAUGAUUGAGAUCUUGUGUCAUUUUUUUGUUGUUGUCUAUCAUCAUAAUAGUUGAGUAUUGGGGCCUGGUCAAACGCUCCAUAUUUCUGUCCCAAACCAAGUAUUCUUACUGGCUUUCGUCUGAUGAAGACUGAGAAGUUACACAUUCCAUGUACAUAGUUCUAAGUUUGGUUUUUGUUUUUAGCAUGUUUAUGGGAAGUGAGAAGGUUCAAACUGCUGUUUUGCUUGCUUGAUUAUUUUUUUAAAAACAGUACUGUGUGACUGAGGAACGACCCUAAAUCUCUUUUCGUCUCAGUCUUCAGCCACCCACGUGUCCGUACUCAGCUGGUGCUGUGUUUGCGGUGCACAUCUGAAGAGAAAUUUUCCUUGACCGUAAUCUGGUUCUGAAAUAAAUUUUGUGAAGCAGGAGGGACGGAAAACUGUCAUUGUAUUUUACAGUUGGUUAUGAGCUGAGUCUUUCAGACUUUCUCAACAAAUUGAAGUCUUAAAAAGCUGAUCUUGCUUCUUGUGCAAACUGUCAAAAUAAUAUAUCAUGUAAGGAUUCGAGCUGUACCUUUUCUCCAGAAAGUAGCAUGAAAAACAAAAACUGAGUGAAGUAAGGUUUGUGUUAGAUCAAGACAGAAAAUUGUGAAAUGCAGAUGUCAUCAACCCUGCAGAUUAAAGUAAACUUGUCAUAAAUUUGGUGUCCUACUAUUACUGAUACAUGGUACAUAUAACAGGGAUUUUUGUUUCUAUGUUUAAAUCAUGUCAUUUUACUUUUCAAUUCACUCUUUUAUUACUCUGUUCAGAUCCCCUCAGUUAUGGUCUUUUUUCUGCACUCUGUUCCGUCUCCCCACAUAGCACUGUGUUCAAUUCAGUAAGAGCAAUUAUCAUACUUUAGGAAACAUUGUUGACUUAAUAUUUACAGUUCAGUACUUUUCAAUUUUUGUCUAUAGUCCUACUGAACACCUGGAUGUACCUAGUGGGUCAGAAGUCUGUUCGUUUGUCUGGAUCAUCAAAAUAUUAUUUAUCUGUACCCUCUUGUACCCGUCUGUGCACAGAAUUGCCUUGUGGAUUUUUGCCAUUAUCUGGUGCUCUUAUCGUAUGGACUAUGUAAUUCAUCCUACCUUUCCUUUCCCAUUACGUUCGUGUGGAUUGGACAAGUUUCCAAUCCUCCGUAUAUUUUCAUCCUUUUCCUCCUGCUCCCUCCCCCUGCAGCCCUUUUGAUCCCAUUCAGUAUGAAAUGUAUACUGUUACUUCACCCAAUCAGGCAUGUACAAACAUAUUCAAUGAUGCAAUAGUAUGUAGGUUCCAUCAUCAUACACUCAUAUUACUCGAAUAUUUGCUAAAAAAGUUGUUUUACUUUUUUGAGGUUUCCUAUGUGUGCUGUGCUUGUCAUGCCAUGUGUUUGUAAGGUACUACAUUGAAUGUUUUACGUCUGAUAUGAUAUUUGAUGUGCGUUUGUUUGGGAAGAGGGGUGUUGCUGGUUACUAAUACAGUGUAUUUGAUCCCUAGCAGGCUACAUCUAUCUAACUUUUGUUGUGAAUUGUGUUAACUUUCCAAACUCUAAAACGAAAUGAGCUCCUUGGUUAUAGGCAUUCCAUAAUGGGCGAGGACGUGCGUCUGCAUCUGUGUGUGAGCGGGAUGGACAAAGUGUCUGUGUAUAAAUAUCUGUACCCAUAGCAGAGAAUGUGCAAUACAAAUGUGUCACAAGGCAGGGGCUUCACCUAGCCUUUUAUGCCCAGCCCUUUUCUUCACAUUCAUAUACUCUGUGAUGAUAUUGACUGCUUUGGCUACUCAUAGAUAAUGUAUGAUACAAAGUGAGAGUGGGCUUUGCGGUUUGCUGUGGAUGAGUUGAGCAUUGAUCACAUACCCUUCCAAAUAUCAUGAAUACUACAGUCUUUUGUGACAGGUAAUAAUACAUGUUAUUGUAUUAUGCGUUUUAGAACAAAGUUUAGAGUAUAUAUUUAUUAUCAAGCAGCAUUUAUUUAUUUCAGUUUUAGCUCCUUGAAAUAAUGUAAAAUGUAAGUGCUCUGAAAGAUGCUAGACUUGUACACAACUGCAGUUUGGAAUAUUGGCCAAAAAGAAAUAUUGUCCUUGUGAAUGCUGUAUCUACUUGCACGGACCCAGUAAAGUCUCAAAGCAAGCAUUAGUGUCAAAGGCCUGUGAGCUCGUGAAAUUGCUUUAUCGUGUUUAAGUCUCCCUUGAAAUGGGGUCUUUGGCAACCAGAAACAACCCAGUCAUUUCCCUUUUCCUCUUGUUAAUCUACAAAAUUGUUAUAGUGUGUAGCUUUUGCAUGAGACACAUGUCAUUGCUCCUUUUGAGUGAAGUAUACGAUGAUAGUUCAUUGACAUAUUUUGUAUUUGUUAUUGAAUGAAAAUUUGAUUAAUAAAGGAUAAAUCUAUGA
Molecule: messenger RNA, 6128 nt
Organism: Aplysia californica (California sea hare)
Lineage: Eukaryota; Metazoa; Mollusca; Gastropoda; Aplysiida; Aplysiidae
Product: sorting nexin-6
Molecular function (GO): phosphatidylinositol binding
Source: RefSeq, a predicted model, not a curated record